Molecule: messenger RNA, 821 nt
Organism: Aureobasidium subglaciale EXF-2481
Lineage: Eukaryota; Fungi; Ascomycota; Dothideomycetes; Dothideales; Saccotheciaceae
Exons: 1
Coding region: 250-717 (155 amino acids)
Source: RefSeq, a predicted model, not a curated record
GAGAUUAUAUGAUUUGAAUCCUUCAGACAAAGACAUGAUCGCAGAAGCGUAUAUAGAGAAGCUGCGUAUAGGGAGAGAUUGGAAGAACACGGAAGGAUGGACUUCGCAAUCGGAACUUGAUUCUCGAGAUUCAACUCGAUUUUUAGAUGUCUUUAGGCAGCAACAUCCCACUGAAUCUUGUUUUACGAGUAUAGAGUCGAAGAACAUGUCGAGGAAGGUGCAAAGGGUCAAAGGACCGCUCUUUCCCUGAUGCUACUGACUGCAUCGCUCUUUCCUCAGACAGCUUUUUUUGUCGCUCCUUCCUUCCGUCCCGACCAAUUUGCUCCUUCCACACUCCGUAGCCUGCCGUGGCUCCCUAUGUUGAAUCGCAGAGCCGUACUUUCCUACAGUGUGUUGCCGGGUCGCCGCUUUCUCCUCAGCAUACUCGCCAUCUUCGUAUUCAUGCAAUGGUUUGAAGACCCUGGUUGGCGGUAUGUGCCGACUACGAGGUCGCAAAUGCACUUGCGUGUUUUCUGUAAGAAGGCGAGCGAGUCAAAGAUCUUCGAGCGAAGUGAAAAUAACAUAGUAUCAGCGGAUUGUACCAAGCACGAAGGCCCAAAGACAACUACUGUAUUAAUGAGGGAAUCUUUCUUAUUCACGACCGUAGACUCCGACCACAGCUGUGUCUUUGCCGCCAAUCUUAGUCGCUGGCGCAAAAGACACGGAUGUUCUCAGUAACCACGUCUAGCGUUGUUGAAAAGAUUCAUCAACACAUCUGCCUGGGCUUGAGGUUGUGUCUGAGGAUGUGCUUGAGGAGGUUGUUGCUGCUGUUGAAAGUGCUG